Carassius gibelio (silver crucian carp) is the source of this 970-nucleotide messenger RNA. RefSeq names its product PML-like exon 9.2 (gene plex9.2). The record is from RefSeq and is a predicted model, not a curated record. Gene Ontology annotation, molecular function: nucleic acid binding; 3'-5'-DNA exonuclease activity. Gene Ontology annotation, cellular component: cytoplasm. Gene Ontology annotation, biological process: DNA catabolic process. Lineage: Eukaryota; Metazoa; Chordata; Actinopteri; Cypriniformes; Cyprinidae. The transcript is spliced from 2 exons. The coding region runs from base 82 to 789 and encodes 235 amino acids.
ACGCGACGUAAUUAAUAUUCAUGAUUCUAUCCUUCACCAUAGUAGAAGAAAAGCAACUUCUGAGACGUUUUAAAAUGAAACAUGGAUUCUUCCUCACUUAUUCCACCCUCUACUGUGUUUUUUGAUUUAGAGACCACUGGUUUAGAUGCCUCGUGUGAUAUGGUCCAGCUGGCUGCAGUGAGUGGAGGUCACACAUUUAACCUCUUCAUGGUUCCUCGGCGGCCGAUGCAGCCCGGGGCGUCCAGGAUCACAGGCUUCAGUGUGAGGCGUCACCGUUUGUUUCUCCAUCACAGGCCGGUGCUCACCAGCUCUCUCCGAGAAGCCCUGGUCUCCUUCAUCACCUUCCUCCGGAUGCUGGCUCGGCCACUCCUGGUGGGCCACAACAUCCGCAGAUUCGACUGCCACGUUUUGGCCAGAGCUCUGGAUGAGUUCGGACUUCGGUCGGACUUCCACAAAGAGGUUUCUGGAUUCGUGGACACCCUUCCUUUGGCACGAAAGCUUCUCAAAGACAGUGGUCUUAAGAGCUUCAAGCAGGAGAACCUGGUUAAGAGCCUCCUGGGAGUUUCAUACGCGGCCCAUAAUGCUCUGGAGGACGUGCAAGCCCUGCAGAAACUCUACUGGGCCCUAAAACCAACGGCCAAUCAGAUCCAGCAGCACAUUUUUACUCUGGACUCAUUGGCUACUGCAGCUGUCAAUCAAGUUCCAGUUAGACCAUCUUUAUGUGAACGCUUUAGUAAACAACUGGAUAUUACAAAAGAAGAAAGAGCAGAGGAACAUUUGGACGUCUGAUUCAUGAUCUCAGAUCUUUUUUUAAUCAGUAUUUAUAAAACCAGUUAAGGUGCUUUUAAAGCAAAAAAACAACAACAACAACAAGUGAUGCGAUGUUGUUCAUUGGUAAUGUUUUGUAUGGUUAUGGUUUGUAACUUAUGAUGUAUUUAUGUUCUUUAAUAAAUAAAUGUAUUUAAUUGUA